Apiotrichum porosum is the source of this 300-nucleotide messenger RNA. RefSeq lists its product as uncharacterized. The coding region runs from base 1 to 300 and encodes 99 amino acids. The record is from RefSeq and is a predicted model, not a curated record. The transcript has a single exon. NCBI's taxonomy places the organism in Eukaryota, Fungi, Basidiomycota, Tremellomycetes, Trichosporonales, Trichosporonaceae.
AUGCUCGCCAACUGCACGACCAACAUUCCGCACCUCACGCAGCGGUGCUGCAACCUCACCAUGGGGUUCUUGGGAACCAUCCCCGACCAGUGUACGCGCACUCAGUACAUUGAUUUCUACACUUGUGUUGUCGCGUUCUCCGAGGCCAACACCACCUACGCCAAUGCCAACCUGUCUUGCAAGACCUGGGGCGGCAAGAAGGGCGCCACAUCAGAGGCCGCCUCAACCGUGCGACUGAGCAAGGCUUACAUGGUCGUCGCUGUGGCCACCUUGUCCAUGGCGAUCCUCACUGCCGUCUAA